AUGACUGUCCUGACGUUCUCUUUUUACAGAUACAAAGCUAUACCCGUCUGGCGCCUUGAUCAAGUUGCUGCACUCCUCGGUGCCUUUCAUUGGAUCAACCCAGGAUCAAUUCAGAGAAACUUGCUUGGCAACCGUAUGUUCUGGCCAUACCUCUGCCUGCCCAAGAUUGCUGUGAGAUUGAAUGGAGAUUGGGAAGAAGAUCUACGGAGUGAAGCCACGACGGAGUCGGAAACUAUGAACAUCAGGGAAGCUGUCUGGAAUCAAUGUCACGGUCUCUUGCAAUCAUCACAUGCAACCGGCGAGGAGACCCCACCAAUUCCAUACGGAGCUGAAACAAGCUGGGAAUGCCUGCCUUUACAAUUGUUGAGGGAGGUCUACGUCGUCGAUGAACUUCAUAGUACCGACUGGCAACACCAAUAUGUCACACCGGUGGAGGAACUUCCGUCACGUCCGACUUACGCCGAAAUCAACGAUGGAGCCGAUAUGACCAUCCCCGAUAGCGAUUCAGAGCAUGUCUACAUGGUCCCUUCCCCUGAUAUCACUAUCGAAGAAGAGACCAUGUGA
Molecule: messenger RNA, 564 nt
Organism: Exophiala oligosperma
Lineage: Eukaryota; Fungi; Ascomycota; Eurotiomycetes; Chaetothyriales; Herpotrichiellaceae
Exons: 2
Coding region: 1-564 (187 amino acids)
Source: RefSeq, a predicted model, not a curated record